AUGAGACAUAACGGUAGGGAGGAGGGGCUCCUUCCUUCGUUCUGCUGUUUCAGCCUUGUGCGAUUUGCCAGCGCGACGCCAGCUAUAGCGGACUGUGCUCCUUUGAUGCAAUCUUGGAUUUUGUCCGCUCUCGGCCUUUGGGAAUGUGGAGGUUGCCCUGACCACACCAACGGUCUCGCCGUUCCUCCCGCCAGCCUGCACGGCAAGGACCGGCAGGGCAACCUUGCCGGGCUGUGUCUUCAGCUGUGCAAAUGGCUUCUGUCUCAUGAGCGCGUGUACCUGUACGGGUCGGGGGCGCUGAAAGUCAUGAAUCCUACGGCUGAUAAGACUGGCAUGGCUGCCCCGGGAAUGGACCUGACCAUCUACAGUCCGCUGUGCGGAUUCACCUGUCAGCGUGGAUACUGUCCUGAAGGGGCAUGCAAAAUUUGGAGGUCCUGGCGGUGGUGGCUCUGGGUCAGGAUCUGGAGAUGGUGA
Molecule: messenger RNA, 474 nt
Organism: Aspergillus pseudoviridinutans
Lineage: Eukaryota; Fungi; Ascomycota; Eurotiomycetes; Eurotiales; Aspergillaceae
Exons: 2
Coding region: 1-474 (157 amino acids)
Source: RefSeq, a predicted model, not a curated record